Molecule: messenger RNA, 2645 nt
Organism: Pygocentrus nattereri (red-bellied piranha)
Lineage: Eukaryota; Metazoa; Chordata; Actinopteri; Characiformes; Serrasalmidae
Gene: lzts1
Product: leucine zipper, putative tumor suppressor 1
Exons: 7
Coding region: 374-2299 (641 amino acids)
Biological process (GO): regulation of synaptic plasticity; regulation of dendrite morphogenesis
Cellular component (GO): dendritic spine
Source: RefSeq, a predicted model, not a curated record
AGUGGCUGGUUCAGCCAAAGACAGCACACACACACACACACACACACACACACACACACGUUGAUCUGGUCUAGUGAAGGAAAGUGCAUGAAGGAAUAUGAGGAGAACUCCGCACGGACGCUCUGCCGGGAUUAUUCCCUGCCUGUACGGCCUGUCUCCUGAAAGGGGACCGGGGUCCAGUGUGCAGGGCCUAGAUGGCGCGAGGGCUCGUACAGUAGGUUUUCACUCAGGAGUGAAGAGAGCCGGCACACGAUGCUAUGAGUCCGUCCGAAUCCGCCUCAUCAAUCAAGCCGUCCUGUAUGUCCUCAGCUGCUGCUGCUGCUGCUGCUAAGACCACGACGCCCACCUGCCUUCUUCAGAUGCCACAGGAAUUAUGGGUAGUGUCAGCAGUCUGAUAUCGGGCCACAGCCUCCACACUAAACACUGCAGGGCUUCAGAGCCCAGGCUGAAAAAGAACUGCAGGAAGGCCGGCCGGAGCCUGGACGGCCUGCUGAAACAUGGCUUCACUGACCACACCGCCUCCAACAACAACUCAAAGACCGGCUACAAGUCCGGCAGGAGCGAGGACUUCUUCUACAUCAAGGUGAGCCACAAACCCAGAGCGGCCGAAACCGACCCAAAAAGAGGAGCAACGCCGGAACUGGAGAAGGGUGCAGAAAAGUCCUUGAUCCGUCCCACAGCCUUCAAGCCAGUUUUACCUCGCAGCAGCAGCUCGUCAGUGGAGACCCAUAACAACCUGAGCACCAUCCUGGGAUCAAGGAUCAGCCCCAUCGACCGCCCCAAAGAUGCACAGGACCCAAAACAGGAGAACAGCUCAGGAACACUUUCGGACUCAGGCAGGAACUCCAUGUCCAGUCUUCCAACCCAUAGCACCAGCGGCAGCAGCCAGAUGGAAAAUCUAAGCACAUCUACUGGUCAUCUCCUGCGUUAUGGAGGCUCCUCGCCAAACUCAGGCUUGGUAAAUGGGAACUCUGGAUCCAACUGGGCAGACAGUGGUGGUGUUAAAGGAGAUAGUGGUCCUGCAAAGCCCAGCACCAGAUCUAUUGGUGUGUUGAGUGAGGAUCUAACUGGACCGGUAAGUUUUAACGUGGAGGUCACUCCGGUUGAUCCAGAAGUGACCCUAGAUCCAAGCCCCACCAAAUCUAAUGGCGGUGGCGUCCGUUCUCCAAUCACCACGGAUGAAUCUCUGAUCCAGCAGCUAGAGAAAAAGCUUCUGGAGCGCGAGUCGGAGCUGGCGGAGCUGCAGUUGUGUUUUGAGGAGAAGGAGUCAGAUACCUGCCAGCUUUUUGAAGAGAAACAGCGCUACUGUGCGGAGGAGAUGGCCGGCCUGAAACAGCGUUGCUCCACCAAACUCCGACAGGUAUCUCAGCGUGCUUUGCGGGCACAGCAGCUCCUCCAGCUGCAGGUGAUUCAGCUCCAGCAGGAUAAGGAGCGCUUGCAGGAGGAAGUGUACCAGCUAACGCAGGAAAGAGAGGCAACUGAAAAUCAGCUGAGGAGCUACAGGAGCCAGCAGACACAAUUAGCACCAACACUGGAGGAGACGCAGUGGGAGGUGUGUCAGAAGGCAGGUGAGAUCUCUCUGCUGAAGCAGCAACUGAAGGACACUCAGGCUGACGUUGUGACUAAGCUGAGUGACAUAGUGAGUCUGAAGGCCUCUCUGAGAGAUGCGGGGAGCAGGAUGGAAGAGCUGGAGCAGAAGAACCGGGACUGUGAGGAGGCUCUGCACACACGCAGCACCGAGCUGGAGGUGUGUCAGAACGAGCUGCAGAGGAAGAAGAACGAGGCCGGCCUGCUGAGAGAGAAGGUGGGCAGGCUGGAGACGGACAUUAAGGGCAUGAAGCAGGAGCUGGCCGUGGCUAAAGAGGAGCAGGUCCAGCUGCUGAGCCUGAGAGCUAAACUGGAGGAGCAGCAGCUGCAGCUACAGAUCCGGAAGGCCAAGAUGGAGGUGUUCGGAGUGAAGGAAAGGUCAGGAGAGGUCAGAGACAGGUCCAUCGACAUGGACGCCCUCCAGACGGAGGUGGAGAGGCUGAGAGGACAGCUGAGGGAGGAGAAGGAGAAGAAAAGCAAGCUGGUGAGCAGCUUCCAGCAGGAGAGAUACACGUGGAACAAGGAGAAGGACAAAGUGAUCCGGUACCAGAAGCAGCUGCAGUACAACUACCUGCAGAUGCACAGGAAGAACCAGGACUUGGAGAAGAUCCUCAGAGAGCUGACCGCCGAGAUGGACAGCAGGACAGAACUGGACGUGGACGCCCACAGUCCGGAGCUACGCUGCAAUGAACUCGUAGCCACUCAAAUAUGAGGGCACAAGAGACAGAGGGGCUGCCGGUCAAAUGUUUGGGGACACCUGGCUUUGCAGAAGUGUUUUCUUUGCUAAGUUUACAAUAAUUUUCUCUAUGUAACAAUAUUACACACUUAAAGGGGAAUUUCACCAAUUUUCAACAGCUUUGAGGCGUAAACACGGUCAUUCAGAGUGGUUUGGUGUGAAGUUGAUCAUUGCCAGCAGUGGACGAAGUCCACAAACCCAGUCCUGGAGUUAAAGUCGAGACCCCCAAGGUAAAAUAUUCCUCCAGUAAAGUAGAAGUUCCUCCUUUAGACCUCCACUGGAGUAAAAGUACUAAAGUAUUCACCUUCAAAUGUACUUAAGU